Molecule: messenger RNA, 1026 nt
Organism: Acanthamoeba castellanii str. Neff
Lineage: Eukaryota; Discosea; Longamoebia; Acanthamoebidae
Product: regulator of g protein signaling domain containing protein
Exons: 6
Coding region: 1-1026 (341 amino acids)
Source: RefSeq, a predicted model, not a curated record
AUGCACAGGGGCGGUCCCAAAGGGGCGUCCACCCCCACGAUUUUGGAGGAGCUUCAGCAGGACAUGGUGGCCAAUCCGCUCCUCAUCGACACUGUGGAGUAUCUCCGGGCCGCCUUUCCGGCACCCAUCGCCUCCAACGAACCCUCGCCCGAAGCCCUCGCCGCGAUUCCUACCAUGACCCGGGCACGCCGCGCCUCGAGCAUUGGGUCGGCCGAGGGCAUCUACGGCCCCUUCGGCGCCUCCGGCCUUAUCGAACUCCCAGGCAUUCCUGCCCUGAGCAUGAGGGACCGGUCCAACUCGAGCCUGAUGAGCAACACGGACCUGCGGCGAACCAUGUCGUGGGACAUGAACGAGGACCUGGCCAUGAACCACCAACAGAUCCACCUGUCGCUAGAGCUCACCCAGCUCUCCUUCGAGAUGAGCAGGAACUACUUCCUAGACUACAUCCUGCGCGACCAAACUGGCCGCAAGGUGUUCAUGCAGUUCCUCCAGACCCAGCACUGCGCCGAGAACCUCAUGUAUGACGUGGAAAAGUAUGCGGGACUCACAGAUGAUCAGCAAGAGCUGCGCGUGAAGAAGGCGCAGUACAUCAUGGCCAAGUAUGUGUCCGCAGACUCGGAAACGGAGGUCAACCUGCCCUACUCCAUCAAGCAGGAUCUCCAGAAGAACCUCGCCCGCCCCACCAAGGACCUCUUCGCCGCGGCCCAGCGUAGCAUCUUCCUGCUCAUGGUCUACGGCACCCUCGACUACUUCCUGAAGAGCGAGCGAUACCGCCUCUACAAAGCGACCAGAGAACAGAAUCCGGGGUCGUUCGACGAGGACAGCAUCACGGACGAGCAGCUGGAGCGGGCCUUGAAGGAGGCCAAGCUGCGCAAGGAGAACGGCGAGUCGCCGAGCGCUGACCCGAGGCUGGCCUCCAGUGGCGGCGCGGGAGGGAGCAAGGGGCGGCUGGGCCGUCGGUCCCUCAGCUUGCGGAGCAUGAAGAAGACCCCGGCCCACGACAAGAAGAACUGCCUCGUCAGCUAA